GUGAGAGUGAGAGAAACGCUGUGUGUGAGAGUGAGAGAAACACUGUUAGUGAUAUGAAACAGUUGAAAAAACACUUAAUAAAUUGUAGUAAAAUAUACCUAGUAUCCACAAAAGACGCUGCUCCAUUGAACCAAUGCAUUUAUUGUUUUGAGGUUGGGACGUUUAACGAUUGCUCCAAAGUGUGGAAUUAUUGAGUGCUUAGUUUCACUGGAUUAUUUACUUUCCAUUUUAAAAUGGAAAUCUCAGCACAAGUCGCAAAAGGAGGAGUGCGUAAAGCAAGACCACCAUCUGCCAAGACCACUUUCAACAAUCCAUACAGUAUAAAAUGGAGUCCUUUGGCUGAAGGGAGCAUGGCAUUCAUCUUGGAGGUUUUGAAGAAUAAGUUUCAACAGGUUGGUUUGUACAAAAUAGAACCUACACACAGACCCAGGAAACCAAGAGCUUCAAAGGCACCAAAAAAUCAGAAUAAACAAGAGAACUCUGAAAAACCAGAGGAAAGCCAAGAGACGGUCCAGAUUAUGGAGACAGAACAACAGCAACUACAAGAAGGAUGGACUUCCAAACAAUUUAGAAAACAGUUGGCCAUUGGAAUUAAUGAAGUGACACGGGGUUUGGAGAAAGAUGAAUUGUGUUUGGUGCUGGUAUGUUUGUCGGUGAAACCUGCUCUGAUGACUCAGCAUCUCAUUCAGCUCAGCGUGAGUCGGGCAGUGCCUGCUUGUCAGGUUCCCCGUUUGAGUCAGACAAUAGCACCAGUGUUGGGUUUAAAGUCUACGAUAGCCCUGGGAUUUAAAAGAAAUGCAGAGACUUUCCUUCAGACCAUUAAAGCCAUUAUCACACGAGUGCCUCGUUUAGAUGUUCCGUGGAUACGACCGAGCAAAAGAGAAGAGACUGCUGAGGGAAUUGAACCAAAAGAGCCAAUAGACGCCAGUGAAAUGCAACAAGUUGAAUCAUCCUCAUCAGCUGCUGUGUUCUCCUUGAGUCGGAAGCGGAAAAUUUGUGAAGUGGCUUCAAGUGAAGCUUCUUUAGAAUCAAGCAGUACAAAAAGCAACGAAUCUGAAGUACAGCUUCUGCCUCUCGUAAUAAAGAAAGUUGUUCCAAAUCCAAAUAAAAUUCGAAAAACAAAAAAGAAUAAGAAAAAUAAAUAGUUUAGUGAUGUAUUGUAAUAUUAUGAAAACUGUUUAAUAAAUCUUUUAAUACAA
Callorhinchus milii (elephant shark) is the source of this 1199-nucleotide messenger RNA. It is a transcript of the gene rpp38, whose product is annotated as ribonuclease P/MRP 38 subunit. The record is from RefSeq and is a predicted model, not a curated record. Bases 234 to 1145 code for a protein of 303 amino acids. Gene Ontology annotation, molecular function: ribonuclease P RNA binding; ribonuclease P activity. Gene Ontology annotation, biological process: tRNA 5'-leader removal. Gene Ontology annotation, cellular component: nucleolar ribonuclease P complex; fibrillar center; ribonuclease MRP complex. Lineage: Eukaryota; Metazoa; Chordata; Chondrichthyes; Chimaeriformes; Callorhinchidae. The transcript has 2 exons.